AGCCAAUGGCGCGGGCGCCGUCCAGUCCGUCUUGGUCCUCUGGCCAUUGACAUGGUGACACUCUAGGCCAGUAGGCCUCGAGCACGCCUCUCUGAUCGCCCUGGCUAAGUCACUUGGGAGUCGACUCCAUCGGGAAGAGGGCUAACAUGCGGCUCUGCGAGUCCUAGCAGGGAGCCUGCCCUGGCUCUGACUGGCCAGCCGCCGAAGGUUCCUCCCUGCCCUCCACCCUCCAGACCAUGUCGAUGGCGCACGCUCGUGUCAAAUGCAAUCCUCUCCCAUUCCGUGAUGCUCUUGCUGGCCCCCCCUUUCUGCUCGCUUGAUAACUUUUGGUUUAUCAGGUCGAAAGACUGCGAGGGUGGCCCACCCACAUGUGGUCUUAUUCAUAUACUCCAGAAGCUCGUCCCUGAUACCGAUGCUUCAUGAACUCUCUUCCUCCCCCAUCCUCUCUUCUUCUGCCUGUCAGUGCCACCGUUACUGUCAGUGGAACAUCACGCAAGCACUUCCCCGUACACUGGACCUUGCAGUCUGCAGCAGACCUACCACUAGUCUUCUGGCUGGGCGCAUGAUGCACCGUUACUCACUCUAUCAGGAUUUGCUCGGGAGCGAGGGCCCAGAGUAUAUGUAUGAAGAUCCCGACGACCACGGCACUCCCAUUCAAUACUGGUACCACCACGGAGACUUUCACUCCAUCAAUCCGUUACUUGGGUCCUUGUCGCCGCAUGACCUAAGUGCCCAGUACCAGAGACCGGGGGGAUUGCAACAUUCCUGUGCCUCCUACGACCCGGCCGCCCAGGGCUUCAGCCACCCGCCUUUGUGGGAAACUGGUGACAGAGCCCUCCCUCAACUGGAUGGCUUCGACCCCGACCGUCGCGACAUUGAUCAUUACCGCCAUCUGCGUCAUCCCUCCCCAACCGACCCUUGGGGGUUCGCUCUCUCCAGCAACAGCGACUCGUCAAUGAGCGAGUAUGCUUGCAGUCCAGAAGCAGUUCGGAGCUCGCUCAACGUACCCUUUUCUCACUCACCCCUGGAAAUCUACGUCGCCCCUACAGUGCAAGCAUCGGUCGCGGGCCACGGUUGGACUUCGCAACCGCUUUUCAUGUCCCCUCAUCCUUCCACACCUAUCCCGGCCAGCCACACUGUCCCCAGCAUGAGAGAUCUCCAGGUCACGCCGGAUCCAGAACCAGAACACGAUGACGAGCAUCUCGACGCAAAGGAGGCUUUUCACUCCAAGAUCAACUUUCCCGUAGAGAUCGAGCUCUCGGAGCAACUCGUUAGCCCACCCGACUCAGGGCUUGAUCAAUCCGUCCACGACGACGAUAUAAUUAAAGGUGAAGAGGAGGAUUCCGACAUGCCCGAGACCGACAACGAUCCCGACUUCCUCCCCAGAAGGAAUACCAUCCACCGGCAGUCCGGCACCACCAGACGCCACUCUCUGCGUGAACCACGACGUCCAAGAUCUGUCAUUGACCCAAGAGCCCGCGUACAGAAACAGACCCAUACCCGCGACACGCUCGACAGUGGUAGCUCGCGGUCCAAGAACAAGAAAAAGCCCCCGGCGGUCAAGAAGGAUGAAUCGGACUCGAAGCACUUUCCGUGCGCUUUCCACCACUUCGGCUGCUAUGCCUCGUUCGGCAACAAGAACGAAUGGAAACGACACGUCAACUCUCAGCAUCUCCAACUUGGCUACUACCGGUGCGACAUGGGCACUUGCUCGCCGGAAACAGCGCGAACUCAGCAUCGGGGAUUCAAUGACUUCAAUCGCAAGGAUCUUUUCACCCAGCACUGUCGCCGCAUGCAUGCCCCCUGGGCCGGAAGUAAAACAGGCGAGCAGGGUGUGUCGAAGAAAGAGCGAGACAACUUCGAGAAGGAGCUUGAUGUCAUCCGCGCACGCUGUUGGGUUGACCGCCGAAAAGGUCCUCAAAAGACCAACUGCGGAUUUUGUGGGAAGAAGUUUGUCGAGGGCAAAGAGUCUCGCGGCUGGGAUGAAAGGAUGGAACAUGUUGGUAGACACUUUGAGAGGGACCAUCUGAAGACCAAAGACGAAAAGGUCGAUGACGAUCUGAAGGAAUGGGCUAUCAACGAGGGUGUUGUGAGAGAAGGGAGGAGGAAAGGGGAGUUCUGGCUCGUGGGCUUUGAGCCUGCCCAGCCCAGUCGCCGUUCCCGAGGGCAGAGAAGGAGCAGAAGAUUUAUCAGGGACGAUCAAGAAGAGGUUGCCAUGUCGGACGUUGAUGCCGAGGCCGAAGACGAUGAUGAGUAGGCCUGUCGAUAAAAGGUGUUUGCUGCUUGACACAGUGGGGUUAUGGUCAACCAAGGUGACGGCGUUAUCGGUUGCUACUCAUGGUUGAAGGGACGUUCUUGAGGUCAGGACAAAUGUGAUGGACAUAAUGAUACCCCUCUAGGUCUUGGGAAAAGGAGAAAAGCA
Molecule: messenger RNA, 2422 nt
Organism: Cladophialophora immunda
Lineage: Eukaryota; Fungi; Ascomycota; Eurotiomycetes; Chaetothyriales; Herpotrichiellaceae
Exons: 1
Coding region: 413-2257 (614 amino acids)
Molecular function (GO): DNA-binding transcription factor activity
Source: RefSeq, a predicted model, not a curated record